Messenger RNA from Fundulus heteroclitus (mummichog), 2494 nucleotides. Its product is annotated as DENN domain-containing protein 2D. The transcript has 14 exons. NCBI's taxonomy places the organism in Eukaryota, Metazoa, Chordata, Actinopteri, Cyprinodontiformes, Fundulidae. Gene Ontology annotation, cellular component: nucleoplasm; cytosol. The coding region runs from base 385 to 1953 and encodes 522 amino acids. The record is from RefSeq and is a predicted model, not a curated record.
CCCAACUGAAAAUUGUGGAUGUGUUCUACUCCCGGUCUGACAUCAGGCUCAACAUUGUUCAGGCUGGGACCAUCUUACGGAAAACUUGUGUAUGUGAAAAACAAUGAUUCUACCCAAUCGGGUCUUUUCAACCCGGCAAGCCCCGCCAACGUUGAAUGUUGAACGCCAGCAUCCGCUCCACAGCACACUGAAGAGGGCCGAACGUUGUUUUUUCCGCCGUACUUGAACGCAGCAGAGCCGCGGUGCUCCUGUCGUGGGCUGUGUGUCUUCUGUGAAAGCGGACGGGUGCGUGGUGUGAGCGGGGAUGGAGACGAUUAACUGCCGCCGUGGAGCGUCAGAGAGAAGCCGCUGAGGUGAACGGCGUCUCGGUGGAUUCUAGCAGCGAUGAGUGAAACGGUGACGAGGAGAAGAAAGGCACUGGGGCUGAAGACCUUUAAGCAAAGAUGGAGUGAGCAGCCCAAAGAGACCUUCGACACCUCUGAUGUUCCUGGAAAACACAGUGCCACGCCACCAGGUGAGGAUGAUGGACGACAAGGGGCUCUCAAGAGGUUUAGUGUUAUGUGGCCCGCCUUUCUCAAGAGCAGAAAGGACAAAGUCAAAGACCCUGAGCCUGCAGAGACGGGACAGAACCUGCCAGUUGUUGACGUGUCCAUGCAGCCCCGACGUGUCAGUGGGCAGUACUUCUUUGAGUAUCUAGUGGUGGUCAGCUUAAAGAAGAACAAUGAUGGCAGCAGCUAUGAGCCUCAAAUUACCUACCAGUUUCCUAAGAGAGAUGUAAUGGCCAAAUCUCAGAAGGAGGAGGAGGAGAAGACCCUAAAGGCAAUCUCUCUAUUCUGUUUCCCAGAGGGCAUUAACUGGGCUCCUUUAACAGAGUACCACAGUGAGACCUUCUCUUUUGUUUUGACUGAUAUUGAUGGCAGUAGAAGAAAUGGAUACUGCAGGAGGUUACUGCCAAGAGGAAAAGGAGCUCGGCCUCCAGAGGCUUACUGUAUUAUCAGUUCACUGGCUUGCUUUGGCCUCUUCUCUAAGAUAUUCGAUGAGGUGGAGAAGCGGCGGCAGAUCUCCAUGGCCUUGAUCUACCCAUUCAUGCAGAAGUUGAGAGAGGCUUCGUUCCCUGCUCCCGGACAAACAGUGGAGAUUAAGAGCUUCAUUCCGGAGUCGGGCACCGAGAUCAUCUACCUGACCCGACCAUUGGAUUCUUGGCUGGAACACGUCAACUUUUGCACUUUGUUUGAUUGCCUAACAGACGAGGAGGUGAUGCAGGUGUUUGCUGCUGCCGUUCUGGAGAGACGGAUCAUUUUCAUUGCAGAGGAAUUAGGCACAUUAUCUCAGGUCCUUCAUGCAGUUGCAGCCCUCCUUUAUCCUUUCACCUGGCAGCACACUUUCAUCUCCAUCGUUCCAGAGAUCCUGAUUGAUGUGGUGAUGGCACCCACCCCCUACCUACUGGGAGUCCAGAAGCGCCUGCUGGACGUGGUCACCGACCAGAGUGAUUUACUGCUGGUUGACUUGUCGAAGGAUAAGGAGAAAACUUUCCUAGUGACUAUUGGUGAUGAGGAUUCAGUUCUUCCCCCAAAGCUUCAGGCAGAAAUACUGAAUGCGCUGAGUCAGAGGAAAAAAGUUUCAAACGUGGAGGGCGUGAAGAAGGUGGAGGAGGUGAACCGGGUGGUGUCUGAGGCCUUCCUCCACUUCUUUGUCAGAACGGUUGGCCAUUACGCCUCCUACGUCAAAUAUGCAAAAGAAAGCCCUGCUGUGUUUGACAAGAGACGCUUCUACAAGGCCAUCGAGUCAAAGACGACCCGACACUUUGUCAAGAAGUUCAUCCAGACGCAGAUGUUUGACCUGUUUAUUCAGGAGGUGGAACAACAGCAGCCGUCGGGCCUGCAGCAAGGGAUAUUUCACAGAAAGAUUGCUGAAUAUCAGAAGAACAAAAAUGAGAAAACAAAGAAACACUAGCUGACACUUUGGGCCUCUGGGUGUAAAUAUAUUGUGUGUGUGUGUGUGUAUAUAUAUAUAUAUAUAUAUAUAUAUAUAUAUAUAUAUAUAUAUAUAUAUAUAUAUAUAUAUAUAUAUAUAUAUAUAUAUAUAUAUAUAUAUAUAUAACCGUAUAUAGGAAAAGAUGUGAAUAUUGCACUGUGUUUUUUAAAUGACUUUUAAGUUUGGUUUUAAAUGAUUCUGUACCAACGUCUGAAUUGCUGUAUGACUGUGUUGCUGCUACUCACAGUGUCAAACACUGGUGUAUGGGAGACUUCUGACCGUGAGGUGAUUCUCAGCCUGUGGCCUCCAUCAUGAUGCUGAUGAACCGGAAAAUCGUUUCUAAUAAAGAUUAGUUUCUUAAGUCAAUGUACCUUCCUGCUAUGAUUUAAGGCUUGGGGAGUUUAUUCUAAUGAUGCAUUUAAUGUGUACUUUCUCAUUGCAAGCGAGCACAGUGUCAGGUUUGAUGUAAACUGACUUCUUUAAUGUGUAUAAACUGACACGUUUCCAAGAUUCCCUCCAA